Molecule: messenger RNA, 1222 nt
Organism: Magallana angulata
Lineage: Eukaryota; Metazoa; Mollusca; Bivalvia; Ostreida; Ostreidae
Product: mitochondrial translation release factor in rescue-like
Exons: 2
Coding region: 111-884 (257 amino acids)
Biological process (GO): translational termination
Cellular component (GO): mitochondrion
Molecular function (GO): translation release factor activity
Source: RefSeq, a predicted model, not a curated record
UCAAUACAAAGCUGAGCUCGAGGCCAUUCAUGGACUGUAACAUACAUUGAGGUGUAAGUAUAAAGCCAGAAUUCUGAACAUUGUAAAAGCAUUCAGUCAAGAAUUUAUUGAUGUUAGUCAACUGCAACAAACAGCUCUGGGCAGGGAGAAUUCAUAGAUUUCUCUCAACAAAUGGAUGGGCAGAGGCCAUACCUCCAUUGUCUUUCAUAUGGAAUGGGAAUCAACAAAGAGGAUUCUGUCAUGUUAUUAGAGCCAUGGAACAUCCAAGCCUAAAUAUUUAUCAAAAUUUCCAUAUACUUUGUGCAAACAAAACCAACAUUUGUUAUUAUCAUGCUUGUGGGCGAAUCAUGAAACCCAAGUUAUCUUCUUUAAGUGUUGGAAUUUCAAACAAUUUACCAGCUUGUUUCCAGCAGUGUGCUUGUAUAUCCAAAAAGAAUUACAAGUUUCCGGAAAUCCUUGAGAGAGAUUUGGAGGAGAGCAUUGUAAAGGGGAGUGGUCCGGGCGGACAGUCGGUCAACAAGACCUCCAACUGUGUGGUCCUCCUACACAAGCCAUCAGGUAUUGUGGUCAAGUGUCAUCAUACAAGAUCUCUAGCGAAGAACCGCGAGAUUGCCAGAGAAUUGCUUCAGGAAAAGUUGGAUGAAUCAAUUAAUGGAAAAAACAGCUACUUAGCUCAAGUAAUGCAAGAAAAGCGAGACAAAAAACUCAAGGCCAAACAAAAAACCAAGAAAAAAUACCAGCUUCUAAGUGCUCAGAAGGACAUGGUUCAGGAUAAGGAAGACUUGAUCAGUGAGUUGGAGACUGUUGAUCCAGAGUCUAACCAAACUGACAACACUGGCAUGGAAACUUUAGAUAAAAAACUGACAAGCAAACAUAAAAAGUGACGAACAUACAUAACUUCCAGAUUCCAGAUCCCAUAUUUUUGAGUGAUAGAUGUUGACUUCAUUUUUCUCUUUUCUUUGAUAUCAUAGUACUUUUUUUGUGUAUUGAAUUUGAUAUUUUUGUUUCACAAUCAAAACAAGAGAAAAAAAAAUUAAAUUCAGAUGUUAAAAAAGUAGCUGUUAUGUUAUUGGUGUUGAAAGAAAAGGAUAUCUAGUGAAUUAGAGAUUCUUAUCAAUUAAGAAAUGGACACAAAUUGUUGUAACUUUUUCAUCUUUGAGGCGACAGCAGACCAAUGAUACACGUACAAUGUACUUUAAUUGGUAUCUAGGGGAAAAUAAAU